Alnus glutinosa is the source of this 651-nucleotide messenger RNA. RefSeq names its product cysteine-rich receptor-like protein kinase 25. Lineage: Eukaryota; Viridiplantae; Streptophyta; Magnoliopsida; Fagales; Betulaceae. The record is from RefSeq and is a predicted model, not a curated record. Bases 1 to 651 code for a protein of 216 amino acids. The transcript has a single exon.
AUGGGCUUGCUGAUCAACUUCAACCUCUGCAUGACGACCCUUUUUGUCCUCUCCUUGCUGAUCGCCUUUCUUAGCCAAACCAGAACUGAAGCUGCUGCAACUCGCCUCAACACUGCCUGCCCAAACACAACCACUUUCACAGCCAACAGCACCUACCAAGCCAACCUCAAGCACCUCCUCGCUUACCUCUCCUCCAACGCCACCAGCAACCUGGAAUUCUACAACGCCUCAGCCGGAAACUCCGUUGACACGGUUUACGGCCUAUUCCUUUGCCGCGGCGACGUCCCAGCCGAAGCCUGCCGAGACUGUGUUUCCGUGGCAACCAAAGAGGUAGUCGGCCGCUGCCCCGAGGGGAAAAUGGCAGUGGCUUGGUACGAUGUGUGCAUGUUACGCUACUCUAACCGGUAUAUCUUCUCCACCAUGGUCCCCGACCCUACCGCUUACUCUUGGAGCACAGAGAAUGUUUUGGGUGCGAACCGGUUUGACGAGCUAGUGAUGGCGACAAUGAAUGAUUUGGCAACCGGCAUUUCAAAUGUUGGGUCUGGAGCUAAGAAGUUUGGGACGAAAGAAGCGAAAUUCACAAUGUCACAAACGUUGUACACCCUUGUGCAAUGCACGCCGGACCUGUCGGGUUACGAUUGCAAUAUAUAG